AAACCCAGUCAUUUGAGAAUCAUUUAAGUUAUAUUUCAAAAUACACCCUGCAUUGACUGUAAUGUUAUGCUCAUUAAAUGCCACGGAUGCAAGAUGGCCGACAAGUAACGACGAAUAUCCCCGUUGCUUCACAGCGCCCAUAUUGCAUCUAGUUUUAUGUAUGGGAUAUCUAUGGUGCAAAACAAGUCAAGAACAGUUUAUCCCUACACCGGCUGCGUCUGCGGCAAUGACGAAUUCAGCUAACGACUUGGGAAGUUUUACUCUAGCCAGCAAACUGCACUAUUCAAUAUGAGUCUGGAGUAGUCCUGUGGUUUGGCCAUUAUCUCCCGAAUUGGUGGAAGUGUGAGUCCUACAGCCAAAACAGUAUAAAGUGUUCUACAGUGGCAGUGCUACUUGAAAGAAUGGAGAGCAGCGGCAACCUCAGUGCUCCUGCCUUUGCCACCAGUGAAGAUUCUGUGGAUAUCUACGAUGGCCUUAAUCUCAACCAUUUGAGCAGUUCAGGUAGUCCUUUGCAGCUGAAAGCAUCAAUGGAUCUAUAUGAAGAGAUUGUAACUGAGGAACAACAGGAAAGAGAGUCAACUUAUACCGAGUUGAAAAUCCGUUUCCAAGCGGCACAAAACCAAAUUAAAGAUUUGCACAGGAGACUUCAGCAGAUGGAGAUACAGAACAAAAGACUGAAUGCUGAGAACGUUCAUCUCAAAAAGAAUAUCUCUGCACUUUUACAGACAGCAAAACAAGAGGUUUUGCGAAAGGACACUGAGAUUCAGAGGCUCAACCAGUCGUCUGCGAAAGGUUACUAUCCUCCAUAUAGAGUCAAUAAUCUUCGUGAUCAAAACUUCACCAGUCAAGCCGUUACUGUCUCGAUGAAUAGAAUUCCAAAAUCUCCACCACCCAGCCCUUCCCGUUACAAUUCUCCUUCUCAACCAACAUUAUCAUCAAGAGAUGGACAUCUUCCAAAGGUUCACUUUCAACCCCAAAGAAGAGUAACUGAUUGCCCUAACAACAAGGACAGCGGCUCUUGCAUUGAGCCUCGAGUCUCUUCUUGCAGUCAUUCCAAAGUUUCUUCAAGUGGACAUGGUCUACCAACUGAAAAGUGGAAUGAGCAUUCUGUCAGCAAUCCUUCCAUGACUUCAUUAAACCGACACCAUGUGUCAGAUAAGCAUAAAACCAGAGAGGACAAAUAUCAAACACAUUUUGCUACCACAGACAAGAAGCACGGAAGUACUUCAUCUCCCAGCAAGAACAAUCAUACAAUUGACAAACAAAGCUCUCACAAAUCAGAUACUGACACCCAAAGAAGACAUCAUUCCCGAACAGGUCAAAUCAGGAACAGCAAAAAUGUAAAUAGUUAUCCUAGAUCAGAGAGGAGUAGAAGUCCUCCAAUGAAUAAUUCACAAUAUUCCUUAGAUCCCUGUAAAGAGAGUUCUGAAGAAAGAAGACAUAAAAUAACCCAACAUUCAACUCAUCGUAGCUCUACAGAGGAGUACAGCCGACGUCAUAAAAAACCCAAGAUUAGUGAUGAACAAAGUAGGUCAUUCUCGGAACAUUUGGAUUCAAAAGACCAGAGGAGGUCUUCUUCAUAUCAGCGAGCGGAAAGCUACACUGAUUUCUCCAAGGAGAAGCAACGGGAUAGACUUGCAGAAAGUUACCGGUGGAAGGGAAACAGGCCACAUGAAGAAAAGAAGGCUAGCAAGCAUAGGAGAGAAUCUGAGAGAGUAGAUGAAAAACCAUCCCCAGAAAAACCCUCCAGUCCUAAACACAAUACUGUUCACAAGGAAAGACGAGGAAAACGUUUGAAAACAUCAGUCAAAGAGCCAGUCGAGAAAAGUCCUCAAAAGAGGAAACUGUGCUUCAUGGAAACGCUAAAUUUAACCCUUUCACCAGUUAAAAGCCCGGUAUCCAACACCGGGCAGGAUGGACUCACUGCAGUGAAUUGCCAGAUUGAAAAUGUACCAGAUGACACUUUGCUAGCUGAUUUUAAUGUUAUUAAUGGUAUCGGCAAUGAUCUAGAAGAGGCACCUACAGAUUCUGUUGAACCCUCAACUUUCAAAAAGUUGCAAGGGGUAGCUCUCCAGGAAGAAGUCACAAGUCACUGUAAAGCCCAUUUAGCUACUCAGCAAGCUUCUGGGCAAACUAUUUCAUCCAGCCAAUCUAUAGAUUCAGCAGCCAAUCGCAUAGAUGUAGAGCAUACAUUAAAAGCCCAAGGCAGUUCUUCUCAAAUGGCGAAAGAAAGGAAAGAUGAGGCCAAAACUAAAUUCAGUCCAGAUAGCCAAUUAGGUUCAAAUGAACAACCAGAUGUAAAUAAUUACAGCGGUAACAGAUUUAGCAAGGUUGACACUAAACAGCCAAGCAAUCCUUCCCAAAAAGAAGACAAUGGAAGUUGCAAAUCUCAACGUAUUGCUGAAGCAAAGUCAGUUGAAAACGGUUCCAAAAGGCAAAAUCUGGGCACCAGUUCUCCAAAUAAAUUGAAGAAAUCUGCAGACGCAAGAAAAACUACAUCUCUCAAUCAAGACACAGAGACCAGUCCACAAAUCCAGCAACCAUAUCUCAUCACCUUAGCUAAUGACUCUCAACCAGGAUUGAAGCCUUCUUUUUCAAGCUCUGUUACUGAGCAGGAUGCAUGCAGUGCUCAAGAUGAUCUUAAAGAUACAAAUACUGUAUCUAGUACUAUAAGUCUGGAAGUGGUUCCACAACAGGAGCAUAGGUUGCCUGAGGAAAUUCAUGAUUUAACGAGUAAGGAUAACAUUGGGAGCUCAUGCAUUGUAAAUGGCCCAAGCUCAUCCACAGACUGCAUUGCUGUGUCAAAAGUCAGCAGCACAACAGAAGAUAUUGUUCCACCCCAAGAUGUUUCCGCGCUCACCGACACACAGAAGGAAAGCCCUUGCGAAAAGAGUCCUGCAAAAAAUUUUGAGGCUUGCAGUUCAAUUCCAUUACUUCAUGAUGAGGACUCCAUGAUGCGCACUCUUUGCCAUAUAAAGAGAAUCCCAGCUGCAAUCAGCCCUUUGAGGAGUCCAGUCCACCUAAUGAAGACAAGCCGCCUCGUUGUUGAUGGGAAGCAUGGGCAUGUCAAAAGCUUACAAAAAGAGUUCUCAAUUGCCGCUGCUGCUGCUGCUGCUGGAAAUAUAAAGAAAUUGGAUUUAAACAAAAAAAAAAAAUAUCUAGGCUGUCCUGGAAAAUAUGAAAUGCGGGACUUAAAGGACAAACUAUCAGGAGUUCCUUCAAACAUUUUGGACACUGAACAAGAGGAUGGGGAGAUCUUAACGGAAUGUGAGGAGAUACAAUCACCUGUUGCAACCAAGAAUGUGAAGGUGGCAAGAAUACUUGGGAAGAAGAACUCUGAAUCAACGUGUCUCGCUUCAGAAGAAAAGACGACAUCUGGAAUUGUUUCAACACAAAGUCCUGAGUUCUCCUUUGCUGCCGCUGCUGCUGAUGGACCUAUAAAGAAAUUGGAUUUAAACAAAGAAAAUAAACAUCUAAGCUGUCCUGGAAAAUAUGAAGAGCAGGAUUUGGAGGACAUACUAUCUGGAGUGCCUUUAAAUAUUUCGGACACUGAACAAGAGGAAGGGGAGAUCUUAACUGAGAGUGAGGAGGCACAAUCACCUGACGCAACAAAGAGUGUGAAGGUGGCAGGAAUACUUCGGAAGAAGAACUCUGAUUCAACGUAUACCGCUUCAGAGGAACAGAAGACAUCAGGAAAUAUUUCAGCACAAAGUCCUGGUAAUAAACGUUUCAAAACAGUUUGUCCAACAUCAUCCAAGGCUUCUUUUUCAACAAUAGAAGAAGUCAUGGAAAUGUUCGCAUCAGUUCGCUUGGAAAUCCGAAAGAAAUAUAUGAAGCUUCACAAAACAUUUCCAAGGAAGAGUUUCUUUGGUGUAGUGGAGAACUUUAGAAAGUCUCUUUUGGAAUUUGUGGACGGAGCACAUUUUGGUCAAAUAUGCUGUCAAGCCACGGAUCUGAAAUCAAAGCUGAAAGACUUAAUCGAUUCGUUGUUUGACAAAGUAACUGACAAUGGUAUUGUGAAACGUAUCUUUGAACAACAAGCUGUUGACCUGAAACAAAAGUUGUGGGUCUUUGUGGAUAACCAAGUGGACUUUUUGCUCAAGGAUGUUCACAUGACCUUGAAGCACUUUCGUAGAUCAGCAAAAACUUUAUCUGAAGAAAACAUUCCUCGCGGUCACGAAAGUGAAAGACUUUUGAAGUAUCCUUACGAGAGGACACAAUCGCAAAAGGAUUUAAAGGGUAGUCUAAACAACUUGGAUCAACUGAAACCAUUCCGCUCUCCGUAUAAAACAGGUCUUGGUAGUCAAGGCAAAAACAUCAGAAUUAGCAAUCCGGAAAAGGAAGAAAAAAACCACCAAACACAAAAUGAUGAUGACAAUGAUUCAGGAGUUGACCAUUUUUCUCCUCAGAAGCCGUCUAUCUCAGGGAAACACAAAAUGGAUCCUCUCAUAGCCUCUCACAGCACAGUGCAGUUUGAAAAAAGUGACUUUGAACUUCUUACGGACCAGCAAACUAAAAGUUUAACAUUUAACCUGGUAAGAGAUUCUCAAAUGGGAGAAAUAUUUAAGUGUCUCCUGCAUGGGACUGACUUACUUGAAACCAAUGAAAAAACAGGCGAGACAUCAGGAUGGGCUCUUGGAACUCCAAAAAAGAAUGGGGAACGACUCCUCAGCAUUACAACGCCAAGUAAAUUGUACUCUCCGUCUAAAUUUCUUUCCCCAACCAAAUUUGAUACUCCCUCCAAACUUGUUGGAACAUGGUGCAGCAUGUCACUUCAGGAGAAAGUUCAGGCCAAACCAAAUCCAGCUUUAUUUGAUGAAAGCUGCCUGCUUGAGAUACCGUCAGAGAAUCAAGCAACACUACAAUCAGGCAUUUUGUCACAGGGGAAUCCUUGUAUUCUAGCUGAAGAUCUUGCAGUUUCCCUUACUAUUCCAUCACCUCUUAAGUCUGACAGCCACCUGAGCUUUCUCCAACCAUCUGGUAGCCAUCUUAUAUCCACUCCUGACAGUGUCAUCAGUGCUCACAUUGGUGAGGAUGCUCUGCUAGAUGGUGAAGAUGCUUCAGAACAAGAAAUUCACCUGGCCCUUGACACAGACAACUCCAGCCUUGGGUCGAGCAACAGUGGGCACGUAGAGACAGUUGUCAAUACUUUUGUGUUGAAGCCAGAUUUGCCUAUGCACGCACUCGUGAUGGAGAAGUCCAAUGAUCAUUUCAUUUUGAAGAUCCGUCAGGGAAUGACAUUUUCCACAGAUGAAAGGUCAAAUCAUACAGCAACAGAAGAUAAUGAUCGUGGAAAAUAUGUGGCAGUUCAGGAAAGCCAAGAAAAAAAUUUGGUGAACAAGUUGCAUAAAUAUUCUUCCCCGUCCAAAGCAAUAUCUUCAGAGUACAGUGUGUCUGACCUUUCGGAAUAUACUGUAACAUGUCAAAAUGCCUCUACUGAUAUCAGUUCAACUGAAGAUCAUCUGGGAGUAACAAAAAGCCCUCCACGCUCAGGCCAUUUGUCAAUUACUUCAAAGGCUUGGGAGACAGAGGACUUACACAAUAUUGUGGAUUCUUCAAAAAACCGUUCCAAGGAAACCCCUUUGACAAGCUGUCAUCUUUCAUCUGGGCAGAACAGCACACUGCCCAGUUUGGACGAUGAGCACCCCAAACCAACAGUCAAUACAGAGAGAGACUGUCCAAGUCCCCUGUGUGAUUCCGAAACGAUUUCUUCUGAUUCCCAAACAAGUUCAAGUCCUUUCAAAGAUUCUGCGCAAGGCAAAAGCGAAAGCUCAGGAAAAAGGAUAAGCCAAGAUGUUGCCAACCCUUCUGACCUGCAGGGAGAGGUGGAGAGUUCAGUGCCACAUCAAACUGUAAAGGACACUACUAGACACACAGAAAAAGACGCUAAGGACUGUGAGAAAAGUAAAAAACGGAAAAGGCACCAUGAGCAAUCAAAGGAAAAGCGAACAAGAAGAAACGAAGAGAACUGUAUUCAAGACUCCAAAAAUGAUGUUGAACCAGAAUCCUUAUCUAUAUCCUCAAAUAGUUUAUCUGCCAAGAAUGUCAUCAAGAAAAAAGGAGCUUUGGUGAUGGCAUGGACCAGAGAUGAAGAUCGAGCUAUUCUGGUUCAACUACAAACAAAAGGUGCUUCCCGCAAAACGUUUGCUGCGCUGUCAGAUAUGCUGAACAAACCAUCAGAACAGAUUUCUCAGAGAUUUUGCCAGCUCAUGAAUCUCCUCAAGAAGCAGGGCAGGAUGAAUACCUGAUCACCACAAGUUGUUGUAGUUGAUUUGAAUUUUUUUCACUUUUAAUCCACUAGAGUGUGUCAUGCCAGUUGCAUGAUCGAAUGAUUAAAAUAUGACAACAAUCUGCCUUAUCUUUCAAUUUUAAAUGUUAGAUAUAUUGACGUGUUGGUGUAUGUAAAGUUUUUUCCUGCACAAGAAAUGCAUAGUAAAUAUUUAAGAAUUACAAGUGUGUUUAAAAUGAUCAACCUCUUCCAGUUUAAUGUGAAAUAUCUUCUUUAUAACCUGUUUUUGCCGUAUAUGUGCACAAAUAUAUUUUCUUUAUCACUAGUUUUGCAAAAACCUUGUUCAUCUUGUCACAAGUUUAACUAGCAAUACCUCAAACAAUUGUAGAUCUGUUCAAAUAUUUUGUAUUUAAAUUUUUGUAAAAACAAAACGGUUUGAUUUUGAUGGUGUAAGUUAUGCAAAUUAGAAAACCAUGCAUCAAUACAUUUUAUAUGAUGUGUCUGUAAACCGAAGUUUAUUUUGCUUGAGUGGCUGUACAGAGAGCAUUUUUAAGUCAUCUUGUUUAAUACAAAAAUCACUGUUGUAAAUAAUGUAUAUAGUUCUCAAGUUGAAAUAAAAGUUUUGUUCAUUCUUGUUGCCUGGGUUUUAAUU
Corythoichthys intestinalis (scribbled pipefish) is the source of this 6881-nucleotide messenger RNA. It is a transcript of the gene casp8ap2, whose product is annotated as caspase 8 associated protein 2. Lineage: Eukaryota; Metazoa; Chordata; Actinopteri; Syngnathiformes; Syngnathidae. The record is from RefSeq and is a predicted model, not a curated record. Gene Ontology annotation, molecular function: transcription corepressor activity. Gene Ontology annotation, biological process: Fas signaling pathway; extrinsic apoptotic signaling pathway via death domain receptors. The coding region runs from base 402 to 6248 and encodes 1948 amino acids. Gene Ontology annotation, cellular component: PML body; mitochondrion. The transcript is spliced from 11 exons.